Daphnia carinata is the source of this 1248-nucleotide messenger RNA. RefSeq lists its product as uncharacterized. The coding region runs from base 170 to 1006 and encodes 278 amino acids. The transcript has 4 exons. NCBI's taxonomy places the organism in Eukaryota, Metazoa, Arthropoda, Branchiopoda, Diplostraca, Daphniidae. The record is from RefSeq and is a predicted model, not a curated record.
GAUCUGACAGUGUUCAGUACAGGCAACAACUCUUGUAGUAAACGAUCAAUUUGAAAUCUUUUGCUCAGAGAAUCCCCAGGUAUAUAAAGGGCCAUAGUAUCCACUCAGUUCAGCAUCCAGCAUCCGUCGGUGAAACAGCAAACAGCUCCGUUUUAUCCUUCCUCUCAAGAUGAAAUUCGCACUGAUCUUCCUGCUGUCGGCUGUUGUCGACAUGUCCCAGCAACAAUUCUUGCGGCCUAGGCCGCACGGAUUGGUCUGGUGGUCACCUUAUUUACAUCCGCAACCGUAUGCCUCCAACGACUUCCACUUGGGCCAAUCUCUUUACGACGAUGUCGAGCAAGAGCACGUAUCGGCUCGCCGUUUCAGACCUUCUCGACCCAUCCCAGUUUACCAGAUUGAGGAUUUGAACGCCGACUUGUCGGACGACGGUCAAACUAACAACGAAGUCAAUGGACAGGCACAGUUUCCAGACAGCCAGCAAAGAGUCAACGUCUACAGAGGAUUCAAUGAAGGUCGAUUCUUUUUCAGCAGCAAAACCAACAACCCCUUCUUUAAAACAGCCACGUUCACUCUAACUUCGACUGUUACCACCGUUUCUGAGAUCAUCAGAUGCGUACCGGUAGCCAACCUGGCCGUCAAUCCGGCACCAGUUUGCCCUGGGCGCAAAAGACGUGGAAUGGACGACAGUGAAACCUAUCAGUUCCCCAUCACUCCAUCGGAAACCCUUAAGUUGACCCCAACAGCUGUUCCGUCUCUAGAAUUAGAAGCUCGUCAACUCAUCGCCGAUGAGCAGAAGAACGCACACGAAUUGAUUUCAUCAAAGGAGGUCGUGAACGAAUUCGUACCCGUAGAGGCUGAAAAACCGAGACAGAAACGUUUCUUCUUUGGUGGAUUUGUGGCUUCUACUACGAUCUUUUCCUAUUCGUUUAUCGGAACAGCUGUGACGAACACAGUUCUUUUUAACCCGCCUGCCGCUUGCUUACCAGCCGGCUUUGUGGUCUGCUAAUAAAAACGUAAGCCGUUUUCGUUUUUUUCUGACGUAAUUAAAAGCUUUUUAAUCAGACAAAGAUUCACGCAAACUGGCCAUCGUGUGCAUGUUAUGCAAAUGUUGUUAUGCCACAUUCCACCACUUGAUUUUUGAGACCCUAAUUUGUAUGCUAUUCGUGUUACUUAUUUUAUUCAAUGACUUGUUUACAUCGGUGCUGGAAUUGGGCAAGAACCGUUUGUUUUUUGCAUGACCUUGUUCUU